Molecule: messenger RNA, 2083 nt
Organism: Oncorhynchus kisutch (coho salmon)
Lineage: Eukaryota; Metazoa; Chordata; Actinopteri; Salmoniformes; Salmonidae
Gene: b4galt4
Product: UDP-Gal:betaGlcNAc beta 1,4- galactosyltransferase, polypeptide 4
Exons: 7
Coding region: 583-1650 (355 amino acids)
Biological process (GO): carbohydrate metabolic process
Cellular component (GO): Golgi apparatus
Molecular function (GO): galactosyltransferase activity
Source: RefSeq, a predicted model, not a curated record
ACUCGGAAUUAUCUGCCUUCCGACUGGGAAAAUCGAUUUGAACGGUCAUCCAACUCGGAAUUACAAAUCUCUAGAACCCCGAUUUUCCGAAGAUAAAAUAUUUGACCACGUAUUUUUCCGAGUUCCCAGUUCUUUUGAACCCGGCAUGAGUCUUGAACCCGGUCCAAACGCUCACAUCCUUCCACGUAACGGUGUUUGCGAAAGUAGUAGCCAGCCAGGAUCCAGCCCAAAACAACAUCAGAACUCGAGGCAUCUCACAGGUACAACAGGCAGAAGAAUUGAGUGACCCACCUUCGUUCACAUGGACUGGAUUUUCUCUGAAUUUAAACUUUGCACCAGUGAAAAAUCAACAAAAUAAUUAAAAAUAGGCCUAAUGCUUUUUAUUUUUACAUUAGUGACAAUGAUUAUGAAACUUCCUCAGAAUGUUGUGUCAUCAUGGGAUGAGUGAUCAGGGGUACUGGUGCUCUCUACCCAGUUAUUCCUUCUGUGGCUGCUGCAGAGGAGAACUAGAUGUCGUAAACCAAGACUGAAGCCUACCACAUUUUGGGGGAUUUGACGCUGAACAUCUACAACUGAGAAACCAUGGGAGUCUGUCCUGCUGUGUCUAUGUUUUUCCGCAAGUGCAAGUAUAUGAUACUGUUGCUGCUCUCCGUUUCCAUCUUGGCUUGGUACGCCACUUUUUCUGGUGAAACAGUGAAAGCAAUUCAGGGAACCCUUUUGCCAGUGCAAACACUUGCUGAUAAUACUGAGGUCCUGAGUGGAGGAGAAGGAAACUCGUGGAGAUCAGUGACACAGGUCUUCUCCAAUCCUCUCCCUGACACCUCACCACCAAAACAAAGCUGUCCUGAGAAAUCGCCACUGCUCCAGGGAGCCCUAAACCUCACAUUUGAGGACUCUCUAACGCUUAAGGAGGUGGAGAGUGAGAACAGUGGAGUGGCUGAGGGCCAAUACCAGCCUCCAGACUGCCUCGCCCAGCAGAGUGUGGCUAUCCUCAUUCCCCAUCGUAACCGGGAGAAACACCUCCUCUACCUCCUGCAUCACCUGCACCCCUUCCUUCAGAGGCAGCAGCUGCACUACAGCAUCUACGUCAUUCACCAGGCUGGAGAGGUGACGUUUAACCGUGCCAAGCUACUUAAUGUUGGGUACUUGGAGGCACUCAAGGACUACGAUUGGGAUUGCUUCAUUUUUCAUGAUGUGGAUCUGGUUCCAGAGAACGACUACAACCUAUACAAGUGUGACCAACAGCCCAAACACUUAGUGGUCGGCAGGAACGCCACAGGGUACAAAUUGCGAUACAAAGGGUACUUUGGAGGGGUGACGGCCAUGACGAAGGACCAGUUUCACAAAGUGAAUGGCUUUUCAAACACUUACUGGGGAUGGGGUGGGGAGGAUGAUGACCUUCGCAUCAGGGUGGAGCUCCAGAAAAUGGAAAUUAUACGACCCCCCCCCCUCAUAGCACGCUAUACCAUGGUAUUUCAUAAAAGAGAUAGCGGCAAUGAAAUCAAUAAAGACAGGAUGCGUUUGCUAGCACGGACACCUAAAGUCUGGAGAAAGGAUGGCCUUAACACCUGCUCCUACAGUACUCUAUCAGUUGAGAGGCCACCUCUGUACAUUAAUGUCACCGUUGACAUUGGCGAACCAAUGCACUGAGGCUUCAGAGCACCUCUCUUUGUUUACUGCAGUGUGUACAGGAUUAUUGAUCUGGCAUGUCCAUGCCUACAUGUUACUUACCAGAGGGUCGCAAACAGAAGGUUAGUGGCAGUAGCUGUUGACCAUAAAUCAUGUGAUCUACUCAGUUUUCACUGUAAACCAUUCCAAGCAGGGCAUGUAAAAUUGCUAGGUCCUCAUAAUGUAAGUCUGGUAGCCCUAUACAGUCAAAUCUGGUGACCAGGUUCUAGGGGUGAGAGUAAGACCAAAAUAUAUAUUUUUCUCUACAACAGAGCAUUAUUUGAUUUAUCCUAGACUUAAAGGGGCAAUCUGCAAUUGCUAAAUCAAUUUUUGGACUUAGAACCCAACAUGUAUAAGCAUAUUUUACACCAAUGUUUGUAAACAUUGUACAUGUAAAUAAACACUGUAUAUGAUA